Molecule: messenger RNA, 1335 nt
Organism: Epinephelus moara (kelp grouper)
Lineage: Eukaryota; Metazoa; Chordata; Actinopteri; Perciformes; Serranidae
Gene: elp6
Product: elongator acetyltransferase complex subunit 6
Exons: 6
Coding region: 267-971 (234 amino acids)
Biological process (GO): tRNA wobble uridine modification
Cellular component (GO): elongator holoenzyme complex
Source: RefSeq, a predicted model, not a curated record
GUGACACUUCUUGUUCUCUUCUCACCAUCUUUGUUAGCAUGCUACAGGACGUUAGCUCAGUUAGCUCAGCAGCUAGCAGAGAGGAGAGCUGACAGAUCUGUGACGUGACUCUGGAACAUAUGAAUCUAUAAUCUAUCUAUAACCUGUCUGACGUCAUUCACCGCUCACAGCUCAUCUGGUGUGUCGUUAGUUUAACUCUGUUACGUUAUUAUUUACCGUCAGGUUAGCUCGUGACGUCAGAGUUAACGGUAGAGCUAACGUUAGCCAUGUUUACUGAACUGAACAGCAUCUUAAACACCAAACCGGACAGCGUCACUGAGGGAGAGUUCAUCCUGCUGUCAGACAGACGGAGUGACGCUUCUUUUCUCAUUCACCACUUCCUGUCUCUGUACCUGAGGGCUGGAUGCAGGGUGUGGUUCGUGGCUCUGGUGCAGUCCUUCAAUCACUACAGUGGGAUCAGUCAGAGACUGGGUGUCAGCCUGUCACAGGCUAAAGAGAAGGGUCAGCUGGUUUUCCUGGAGGGUCUGAAGGAGUCGCUGUCUGUUCUGAUUCCUCAAGAGACUGAAGCAGGAAGUGAGGUCAUGGACUUCCUCAGGGAUCCUGCUGCUGGUCUGAAGAGUCUGUACCAGUUUGUUGGCUCCAGUCUGACCAGUGGCGGCGGUGAUGAUGAUGAUGAUGAGGAGGGGCGGGGCUCCCCGGUGUUGCUGGUUGAUGACCUCAGCGUGCUGCUCAGUCUGGGUGUGAGCGUUGGAGACAUGUUGGACUUUAGUCACUACUGCAGGGCGACCGUCUGCUCCCAGCUGCAGGUCAGCACAUGUGUCAACUGUGGUGUGGUUUGUUUCCAGGUGGAGGUGUGUUGGAGGCUGAGACGAGGUGACGGACAGCACUCACAGAAGAAAGUCUUUCAAUAUAAAGUCCAUGAUAAAGGAGCGUCCUUCUUCGCUCCCGGGACGUCCAGUGCUGUCCUCUAGUCCCUCCUCUGUCCAUGUCUCAGUGUCAGUGUGAAGGAGGCGGAGCUGCCACAGAGAUACAGUGUGGACCUCAGACUGUCUGGAGGACGGACACAGCUGAUUGGCUGCGUCCUGACCUCUGAAGAGUCAGUGUGAUGAAGAGUUGAGCUGAAGGUUCGACUGCAGAUUCAUCUUCAGUCACAGCUUCAGUUCAGACAUCAGUUUCUUAUAUUUGUGACAUUAAUGGUCCUUCAGGAAAUUUUGGGCCCCAAAUUUUCUUCAUUUUAUGAAUUUUUUAUGAAUCCGUUUUUUUCAGUUUUGUGUUUCUGCCUCAGUUUGUGGAGGAAAUGUCUUAAAUUUCAUCAGAAUAAAACGUCCUCUGAUA